AUGCUGCUGAGGCUGAGCGGUGGGCCCAACCGGUGCGCUGGCAAUGUGCAGAUCUUCUAUUUUGGAAGCUGGGAGAAGGUGUGUGGGCACCUGUGGGACAUGCAGGAUGCCGAGGUGGUGUGCAGGCAGCUGGGCUGUGGCUCAGCCCUCGCAGCCAUGCACCRCUUCCCCUCGGACGACUUGUACCCRUUUGUGAUGACCGAGGUGAACUGUGCUGGCCACGAGAGCUACUUGUGGCAGUGCCCCUACAACUACCAGUACCAUGUCUGCCACCAUGGAGAUGCUUCUGUCGUGUGUUCAGACUCGGGAAUGGCAGUGCCUCCAACAACAGGGUCCCCCUCGUGUGGUGCCUUACUUCAGGGAUUGUCCGGCUCCUUCCAGAGCCCGGGAUACCCCGGCUCCUACCCCAACAACGUGUCCUGUGUGUGGCACAUCCGUCUGUGGGAUCCCGACCGCAGAGUCCAGCUCCAGUUCACAGAUGUGGGGCUGGAAGACAGCAGCUGCCUCUAUGACACCAUUGAGGUGUAUGACGGAGGGCCCUCUCAGGGCUGGAGCCUCGGGUUUGUGUGCAGGGACGACCAUCGAGUCUUCAACUCCUCCGGGAACGAGCUCACCGUGCUGUUUCGCAGCGAUGGCAGCGCCACCGGGAGAGGCUUCCACGCCUACUACUCAUCAUUUCCUGCCUACAACAGCACCAUGGAUUAUUCGUGUGGUGGCUUGCUUUCCUCCUCAUCUGGUUCCUUACAGAGUCCAUUUUAUCCCAGCAAUUAUCCAAACAAUGUCAACUGUGUGUGGGAAAUACAAGUAAAGAACAACUUCCUUGUCACACUUGUAUUUGAAGAUAUUCAGAUGGAAGGUGGCCAAUGCCUCUCUGACUACGUGGAAAUCUACGAUGGGCCCGUCCACACCUCUCCUCUCCUGGGGAAGAUUUGUUCUGGUUAUUACCACAGUUACACAUCUUCCUCAAACCUGCUGACUGUCCUCUUUCACAGUAACUCUCGAUACACAUACAGAGGGUUUCAGGCYUACUAUUACUCCACUCCAGCUGAUGAUAACACCGCACUGCUGUGUCUGCCAGACUACAUGCGCGUAGUUGUGAGCAGAUACUUCCUUCAGUCCCAYGGAUAUUCUGCUUGGAAUCUCAGCCUGAGCGACCCCUUUUGCACACCCAACAUCACAUCAGAGCAUGUGACAUUCGACAUUCCAUACACUCAGUGUGGCACCAUCAGACAGGUAAACAACAACACAAUCACCUAUUCCAAUGUUAUUAGAGGAUUCUCUUCUGGUACAUYGCCCUCAAGAAAUAAAAAUCUUCGCUUGCAUGUCAACUGCAAGAUGCUCCAGAACACAUGGGCACAACUGAUGUAUGUAGCAAACGACAAUCUUGAGGAAAUCAAUGAAACUCAGUAUGGCAGAUACGACGUGAACCUCACGUUUUACAACUCCUCCAACUUCUUACGGCCAGUGUAUGACUCACCCUWCUACGUCAGCAUCAACCAGAGUUUGUUCCUGGAAGCUCAGCUGCACAGCUCUGAUCCAAACCUGGUGUUAUUUCUACGCACUUGUUUGGCAUCUCCCAGUAGCCACAAUUCUACUGGAGCCCAUGCCAUCAUCAAGGAUGGGUGUGUUCGAGAUCCUACUUAUGCUACAUAUUAUUCACCCUACAGACACAUCCUCCGGUUUAAAUUCAAUGCYUUCCAGUCCUUUGGGAGCAGUCCAUUGGUUUACCUGCAGUGUGAGCUGGUGGUGUGCAGGGCCUAUGAUUAUUCUUCCAGGUGCUACCAAGGCUGUGUUAAAAGGUCCAAGAGAGAGGGAUUGAAGGGAGUCUUGCUGGCAGAUGCAUCUGAGGACCAUAGCUGUAGUUUGAGGGAAAACACUGAUAAAGCAGAGCAAGAUCAACAGAAACUCUCAGCACUSCUGGAUGUURCCUCAUCUAAUCCACAAACAACGAAUCCUUCCCGAGAAGAUACCACCAUCUCUGAUAUGCUCAGCGUAACGUCCUCUGCUCCUCCAGAUACCACCAUCUCUGAUAUGUUCAGUGUAACGUCCUCUGCUCCUCCAGAUGCCACCAUCAGACUGGUGAACGGCAGUAACCGCUGCGAGGGUCGCAUUGAGAUUUCACACUCUGGGGGCCAGGGCACUGUCUGUGAUGACGACUGGGACCUGAAYGAUGCCCAGGUCGUGUGCAGGCAGCUGGGAUGUGGCCCUGCUGUUUCUGCAACAUCAAGCGCCUCCUUUGGACAAGGCAGUGGCAAUAUCUACCUGGACAAUGUGAACUGUGCAGGGUCAGAGUUGUCCCUCUUCCAGUGCAGCAACAAUGGCUGGGGYRYCCACAACUGUCAACACAGUGAAGAUGCUGGUGUUGUGUGUUCAGUUGCCACCAUCAGCCUGGUGGGCGGCAGUCACCGCUGCGAGGGUCGCGUCGAGAUUUCAAAAUCCGGUGUCCAGGGCACUGUCUGUGAUGACRACUGGGACCUGAACGAUGCCCAGGUCGUGUGCAGGCAGCUGGGAUGUGGCCCUGCCCUUUCUGCAACAUCAAGCGCCUCCUUUGGACAAGGCAGUGGCAAUAUCUACCUGGACRAUGUGAAUUGUGUAGGGACGGAGUCAUCCCUAUUCCAGUGCGGUCACAAUGGCUGGGGCACCCACAACUGUGGACACAGUGAAGAUGCUGGUGUUAAAUGCUCAGGUCAAACAAUUAUUUGCGGUGGCAUACUUUCYGAGUCCUCUGGAUCAUUUCAGAGUCCUUCUUUGAAUUAUCCAGAUAAAGCAGAUUGUUUGUUUCAAAUACAUGUAACAAACAAUUUCCGCGUUAUGCUCACAUUUGAUAACAUCCAGUUGCAAGGUGGAUGCCAGUAUUCCUAUAUUGAGAUCUAUGAUGGGCCACCCAACUCUUCUCCUUCACUUGGAAGAAUUUGUUCUAGUUCUACUCUCACAUACACAUCMUCCUCAAACUUAAUGACUGUCAAGUUUUACAGUGACUCCAGAUAUUCCAAUGGAAGUUUUCAAGCUCAGUAUCAGUCCUUUCCAGCAGACCAAAACACCACCCUUCUGUGCUUGCCAACCUACAUGCGUGCAGUGGUGGACAGACACUAUCUUCAGUCCCAGGGCUACCCAGUGGAGAGCAUCAGCUUGGCAGACCCUAAAUGCAGACCAAAUAUUACAUCAACUGAGGUUAUAUUCAGCAUUCCAUACAGCAGCUGCGGUACACGUAGGCAGGGCAACAAUGAAACAAUCACCUACUCCAACGUGAUAAAAGCGGCUGCUCCUGGUACAGUCAUCAAGAGGCAAAAGGACCUUUACCUGCACAUCAGCUGCAAAAUGCUGAGGGACACCUGGGUGCAAGCCAUGUACAUUGGUGAAGACAUCCAUGUCAGUGAAAUCCAGUAUGGCAGAUACGACGCMAACUUGACGUUCUACAAUUCCUCAUCUUUCCAGUCGCCAGUCAAUGACUUCCCAUACUACGUUGACAUGAAUCAGAAUUUGUACCUUCAGGCUUCUCUUCACAGCUCUGACCAAAAUCUGACGGUGUUUGUGGACACAUGCGUAGCAUCGCCUAAUUCUACUGAUUUUGUAACACUGUCCUAUGAACUGAUCAAAAGCGGGUGUGCUAGUGAUUCCACCUAUAUGCUUUUCCCCUCACCACGCAGUGAUGUUGCUCGGUUUGGGUUUAAGUCUUUCUCAUUUGUGAACCGAUUCCCGUCAGUUUUCCUGCAGUGUAAGCUGGUGGUGUGCAGGUACCACGACUACUCCUCCCGCUGCUAUCAAGGCUGUGUUAGCAGGUUCAAGAGGAAUGCAGAUUCUUCCCAUCAACAAGUGAAUGUUGUUAUUGGACCYGUGCAGCUUCGGGAAGCUCACGCUGAGAACAGGAACAUUGAGCUGGCCUCUGACAUCCAGGCUAAAAGGGAGACUGGGAGCYCAGUGCCUGCUGCCAGCUCCCACGUUCCUCUGGCUGUGAGCGCCGUGGUAGCUGCUGUUCUCACAGUGGGAGGAUUUCUUUUGAAGCGGAAACUGCAGAAGCCCAUCCCGUACCAGAUGAUGUGA
This is a messenger RNA of Malurus melanocephalus (red-backed fairy wren), 4041 nucleotides long. It is a transcript of the gene SPADH, whose product is annotated as spermadhesin family member. The record is from RefSeq and is a predicted model, not a curated record. Bases 1 to 4041 code for a protein of 1346 amino acids. Gene Ontology annotation, cellular component: membrane; cell surface. Lineage: Eukaryota; Metazoa; Chordata; Aves; Passeriformes; Maluridae. The transcript is spliced from 21 exons.